This is a messenger RNA of Venustampulla echinocandica, 1305 nucleotides long. RefSeq lists its product as uncharacterized. Gene Ontology annotation, molecular function: fumarylacetoacetase activity. The transcript is spliced from 2 exons. NCBI's taxonomy places the organism in Eukaryota, Fungi, Ascomycota, Leotiomycetes, Helotiales, Pleuroascaceae. The record is from RefSeq and is a predicted model, not a curated record. The coding region runs from base 1 to 1305 and encodes 434 amino acids. Gene Ontology annotation, biological process: homogentisate catabolic process; L-tyrosine catabolic process; L-phenylalanine catabolic process.
AUGGCACCUCCCAAGUCCUGGCUAGCUAUCCCGAAAGACAGCGAAUUCUCCCUCUCCAACAUUCCCUUCGGGAUCAUAAAUUCUAAGGGUUCUCCUUUGGAAAAGCGUCCCGCUAUCGCAAUUAGCGACCAUGUUCUCGACCUAAAGGCCUUCUCCAAGGGGGAUGGCUUCGCUGGUCUUGCCUCGCUCUCCAAAGAGCACCUGGAGGUCUUUUCCCAAUCGACGCUCAAUGCGUUCGCAGCGCUUGGCCAACCAGUUCAUAAUUCAGUACGUGAGUAUAUUCAGGAUGUAUUCUCGGAAACUACGUCGCGCCCGGAAAUUUUGAAGGACAACGACGCCUUGCGGAAGGAAGCUCUGUUGCCGAAACAUGAGACAAAGACACAUCUGCCAAUGGAAAUUGGAGACUAUACUGACUUUUUCGCUGGCAAGAACCAUGCUUUCAAUACUGGAGCCCUUUUCCGUGAGCCUAAAAACGCUCUCCAACCAAAUUAUACCCAUCUCCCCGUUGGCUACCACGGCCGUGCCUCCUCCGUCGUGGUCUCUGGAACCCCAAUAACUCGACCGUCUGGCCAAAUCCUCCUGGACCCCACUGCCGAUCCAAAAGUUCCGGCAUUCUCCGCAAGUCGGCUUCUAGACAUAGAACUCGAACUGGGAUGCUUCAUCUGCAAAGGCAAUGAUAUGGGCUCUCCCAUCUCCAUAAACAAACAAGCGGAAGAGAGCAUAUUUGGUUUUGUCUUGAUGAACGACUGGUCCGCACGCGAUAUCCAAGCCUGGGAGUACGUACCGCUCGGCCCAUUUAAUGGCAAGAAUUUUGGUACCACGAUAAGUCCAUGGGUUGUCUUACCCUCUGCACUUGAUUCCUUCCGCGCCGAAAAGAUCCCAAACGAGGCGAAAAUUCUCCCAUACUUACAGGAAUCCCGCCAAGAUACCGUAUACAACAUAUCUCUCUCCGUCGACCUAACAACCUCAGAAGGCGACACGACCACAAUAUCCCGUGUCAGCGCCUCAAAUCUACUCUGGAGUUUCCCCCAGAUGAUUGCGCAUCAUAGUGCUGGGGGGUGCCCUAUGCGGACAGGGGAUUUGUUGGGGAGUGGGACCAUUAGUGGGACUGGAGAAAACGAUUUGGGGAGUUUAUUGGAGAUGAGCUUGGGUGGGAAGAAGGAUAUUAUGCUGACAGGUAUGCACGUGAGACGGUUUUUGGCGGAUGGGGAUACAGUUACGAUACGAGGUGUCUGCGGGGAGGAGGGUAGUUAUGUUGGGUUUGGGCAGUGUAGUGGGACUGUUGCGAGUGCGGUGCCCUUUUAG